Molecule: messenger RNA, 522 nt
Organism: Endocarpon pusillum Z07020
Lineage: Eukaryota; Fungi; Ascomycota; Eurotiomycetes; Verrucariales; Verrucariaceae
Exons: 1
Coding region: 1-522 (173 amino acids)
Biological process (GO): attachment of spindle microtubules to kinetochore
Cellular component (GO): DASH complex; spindle microtubule
Source: RefSeq, a predicted model, not a curated record
AUGUCAUCUCUCGGUCCAGCAGUGAGCUCACUACGAUCCUCGAUCUCCCUCCUCGAAUCUAGCAUCAACCUACUUGAUACCGGCGUAUCCGACUACCGCCGAUUGCAAAAAGUUCUCACCACACAGCAACAUUUCGAAUUACUUCCCGAACCUACUUUACGCACAGCCCAACAGUCCAUUCUCGACGAGAUCACACCAGCCAUCACCGGACUACUGGGCACCGCCGAGGCGCACAUCACACAAUUGGGACGGCGGGAGGAGAGUCUGAGGGCGCGGAGUGAGCUCUUAGAGGGAAGAUUAGAGAGUGAUCGAAGGCGAAGAGACAGUGCUUUGGAAGCUAAGCCGGUGCCUGAUCGAGCGAGGCAAGGUAGUGGGAAGGAUGUGAACGGUGUGAAGGCAUUAGAAUUGAAGAGAUUGCGGCAGAAGAAGGAAAGACUACAGUAUGCUGUGGGCAGGCUUGAGCUGGAGAGUCGGCAGCGGCAGAGGGAGCUGAGGAAGAGCAUGGCUGCUGUCAAGGAUUGA